Molecule: messenger RNA, 2939 nt
Organism: Paramuricea clavata
Lineage: Eukaryota; Metazoa; Cnidaria; Anthozoa; Malacalcyonacea; Plexauridae
Source: the annotation of a GenBank genome assembly
AUGGAAAACGUUUGUGAUCAAAUGAAAUCGUAUGUUUCCAGGGCUAGAAGAAAAUUCCCUUAUAUCAAAGGAGGUAUAUGAGUAGUUUUAAAAAUGAAAAACGACGAAUCUAGAAUUUUGUAUUUUAAUUCACUAUUUGCAGCGUCAUGGAUUAUUGUGGGCUCCUCAGCCCCCCCCCCCCCUCCCCAUGGAUUAUUGUGGGGCCCCUCAUGCACCACCUCCAACCCGCUCUGUUGCUACACCAACGGCCAUAGUUUGCUUCUAAAAUAUUUUCUUAAUUUAAUUUGUUUUUCUCGUUUCUUUGCCAGUGAAAAGUCAUUUUCGUGAGGGUUUAGAUAAUCUGGUGGAAAAUUCGGCAGUGAAGUUAAACAUUGAAACGCCACCAGAUGACUUAAUGGAUGAUAGUACAAAGGAGAUCAUUCGACUCAAAUUCAAGGUAUAAUUUUAAGAUUCGUAUCAAAAUUUCUGAAACUCGUAUUUUAUCGCCAAUAGGGGAUUGUACGGGUUUUACCGUUUAUUGUACUCCUGCCUCAAUGGCCUCGUUUUCGUGUGAGCUUCAUUCUCGUUUUUUGUGCAAAGUACGGUUAGGUUUGUAGUUGGGGUAAGACCAUUCCAGCCAAUAUUACAAGAUUAAUGAACAUUGAAAAACAAACUUUGUCGCCACCUCCAAACCACCCAAUCCCUCCCCCACCCCCCUCCAGGUUAGUGUGGUAAACAACGCCGAAACAACUUUUGGUAAUUUACCAUAUGAACGUUCUUGAUACUACGUUUUUACCACGAUUCCCUUGUAGUCAGAAAACGAUUGAUAAGCCCAUGUUGUAUAGUUGGAAGAAUUUUUGCCGUUGAAAUUAUUCAGGGAAAAUUAAUGAUGAAUACGAGCGUUUUUCGUUCCUUCAGUGAUAAUUUUCCUUCUCGUUCAUUUCCUGAUGCUUUUAUGAUAUGCUAUAUAAGGUUGGCGUGGUAAAACGCAAGGCCAUGCAGUUCUCAAUUUUGCCUUGAAUACGUUUUACAUUGAAUACAUUUUAAACAGUAUUACACUCAGCCUCAGAAAUUAAAGUGUCAGAAAUUGUAUUGCAAGUGGCACCUAAAAUAUAUAAUAUGUGAAAUGAUAUGUGAAUCGAAUUUUUCGGAAUUGCCAUUAAUUUAACAAAAAACUCUUCGAUAUUCUGUUCUAUCUGAACGUCGGGUUUUUCUACGUACGUACCAGUCUAAUUUGUAGGACGUUUCAACACGCAUAAAUAUAUGACAACAUUUAUAUGUAGACGACAUAUUACUACGUGGACUCUCUUUAUGGAAAACUAUCUUCAUACACGUUGUGAUAAAAAAUUAAUGAUUAUCUUUAGAAUGAAAAUAAUGAUAGUUCAACGUUUGUUCAUUUUCAGUGUGUAUAUAUGCUGGAAGAAUAUGAAGAAGAUAUUACAGAAUGGUAUUUUCAAUACAGAGAACAAAACUUAUUGGACUGGUUGUGUAAACUUCGCGUGCUAAAUAAUGAAGAUCAAGGUACAAUAAGAUAUACCAAAAAUCUUAAAAUUACACCAGACUGACUCACUAUCAUCCAGGACUUUUUUAAGGAUUUUCGAGUGGGGGAGGCAUUGGCAAAAAUAACGAGGUCGUGGGUCAAAAGUCGAGGUCGUGGGUCAAAAGUCGAGGUCGAGGGUCAAAAGUCGAGAUCGAGGGUCGAUGGUCGGGGGUCAAAAGUCGAGGUUGAGGGUCGAAAGUUCGAAAUAGUAAAUUUUUAUACACUUUGAAAUCAGUAGUCCGGAAAAACCAUUUCCUGCAUUCUUAGCCUUCAAAUUUAUUCCAAGAUUUGUGUUAACUGUACUUCUAUUUCAGAUAAAAUAAGGAAAACGCACAAAACAGAAUUAAAUGUACAACUUGUGCAUCAAUAUAUGACCUGAAUGGAACUAAUGUCCAUCAACGCAAAUAGAUUAUAGUGAGAUUCAUCAAAUUAACUCAAAUUUUGUUUUCCAGUUUUCCUUAAACUGGAUAAUAUAAUACGCUAAACAUGAAUGAGAAAAACUGAUAAUACAUUCUCUUGAACUAAAUUAUUCUUCAUUCUUUGUCAAUAUAUUUUAAAAAAAGUGAUUUUGAUUGGGGGAGGGGGCUAAAAUAGUUAAUUGGAUGUGGGAGGCCAACAUGGGGGCUGGGGGCCAUGGUCCCCCCCCCCAGUGUAUAUGUUUAAAAAUGCCUUGCCAUCAUCAACUAAUAACCGGAAAUAACUCAUAAACAUUUAUAAAACUUGGAACAUUAAAAUCAAUUUGAAUUCAUUAAGACUUGUGAAACUCAUCAACAAUUCAUGAAGAAAACACAAAGAAAUCAUGACUGUGAAGGAGUUUGUAUUUCUGAUAUCAAAUCAUGCUGAUUUAUAUAAACAUUCGGGGUUCUUUAUCCGAUACAACACAGCUACUCAUGUUGUAAAUAGUACAUAUUACAUUCGUAAUCUAUUUUUUUACGAUACUCUUUCCAGUAGUUUACAUGUUUCUUUGUCAUGUAUGCAAUUCCCAAGAAUGCAAAAAAGCCAACUUAAUCCUACCUUCACGUGACUCUUCAUAUUCCGAAUCUUUAUAUUCUUAAGGAUGUCUUGGAGAGUCUGAUGAUCUUGUGGCCCCGGAGGAUGACACGACAACCACUGUUUACACAGUCGAUGACGAAAAUCAAUACAAAUCUCCGGCUGCUAGGGAGAGUGAAGAUGAAUCCGAAAAUGAAUGGCAUAAUCGGGUUGAUAAUAUCGAUUUUUCCGAAUCUCACUUGGAGUUAUAGUUGUAUUAACAAAUAAUUAUGAUGUAGAUGUCGGAGAUACAGGUUUUUAGAUGCACAAACUCAUUGGCAAUUAGAUUGUAUAUUUGUCAUAUGAAAACACUGUUUGUAACGGGUCCCAUGCAUCAUAGUGGCCAGGGCGCUUAUAUACCUUGGUAUAUAAGCGCCCUGAUAGUGGCCAU